Xenia sp. Carnegie-2017 is the source of this 4840-nucleotide messenger RNA. Its product is annotated as coiled-coil and C2 domain-containing protein 2A-like. Gene Ontology annotation, biological process: non-motile cilium assembly; protein localization to ciliary transition zone. NCBI's taxonomy places the organism in Eukaryota, Metazoa, Cnidaria, Anthozoa, Malacalcyonacea, Xeniidae. The record is from RefSeq and is a predicted model, not a curated record. Gene Ontology annotation, cellular component: ciliary transition zone.
AGGCGGAGAUAUCUGGUUUUCACGACAGGUUUAUUGAUCCUUCAGGAGAGAAGUGGUAUCAGAUUGAUGUGGAUAUUUCUAGUUUGUCAUUUACGCAUCAUCCUCUCUUCAGUAAGGAGCAUGUUUUACAGUCUCGUUUAAAACAAUUAUACAAUAAUUAUUGCCGACGAAAGAAACAAGCGAUCUCUACUCAUCUCAAUGAAAAGCUUUGCAUUAAAAACGGCGGUAAAUCAAUGCUACGAAGCAGCCAAGUCUCAUUCAUCGAGUUCUUUAAAGGAAAUCUCACUUCCUGAUGAUCUUUUCCAACGUAUAUGCAGCUACAAAGCACAAAUAAGGGAAACGAGAAAACAACGCGAUGCCGAAAGCUUGACAGACCGCACACUUCUUACAGACAUAUUGGAAUGUUGGCAAGAAAUUAAACUAAUUCGAGAGCAACUUGGUUACGUUAAUACGUCAUGUAAGCUUUUCAUUUUUAGAGAAAUCACCAGUCGAGAAAAUGAAAGAGUUGAGUACGAAAGAGAACUUCAAGAGGAACUUGAAGAGAGAAGGGAGGAUUUCCAAAAGUUGUAUUUGGAACAGAUGGAAGAAUACAAAGUAAAGUUGAAGAAGUGGAAGAAACAAAAAAAGUUAAAAAAGAGACGAACUCUUGGUGAAGAAGACAUAGAACAAAGUGAACUGUUUGACGAUAUUAGUGAAUUUCCUCCUGAACAACCGACAAAGUUUAAUGAUGAAGAAGAGUUUAAGUUUAUUGUUGAUAAAGCUGAAAAGACAAGAAGGAAACCAGGGGAGCCUAUUUUGACACCGGAAUUAAAAUCAUCUGCUAACGUUACUGCGUUAGAACUAUGUCCAAGGAGUGAACAACAACGUCGAAAGGAUGUACAAAAUUGGAAAGCGUUUGUAAAGGUUUUAUUUAACAAUAAAGAAGUAUCAAGAACUUCGACAAAAUCGUUACUCUCUGAUUUUACAAUCCACUUUGGUGAAAUACAUCCUGUAAAAAUUCUACAAUGGCCUGAAAGUAUUAAAUUACAGGUUUAUGAAAAUGUUGGCCUUCAAACAAAACUGUUGACUGAGGUGUUUAUUCCCGUGCCUGACAUCAAUAAAGUGUCGGGCAUGCAGGUUGAACUUGAUGCAGUUGAGUUUAGCAGUACAUCUGAAGUUGUUUACCAUCAUGAUGGUGUUGGCAGCGGUUUUACCAUUUCCGUUCGAGCUAACAACGAGUCUUCUUCACUUCCGUUGCAUACAUACCUCACUUCCGGAACGAUUUACUGCAAUGUAUCUUGGGGUUUGGAUUUUGAAGGCAAACCCUUGGUUCCUCCCCAGACGUCUACAUCGCCAAAAACUGCUUAUGGCAAUGUUGUAAAAUAUGAUGCUUUUGUCUCGCUUGGAGCUUCUGGUAUAAUGGAUAUCCAUGCACUUGCGCGAUGGAUCGCCGAAUCAAAUCUUGACCCUAACGAUCCUGCAAACGCUCCUAUCAUAAGUCUUGUGAAACUCGUGUCGGAUGAUACCGAUGGUGGACCGAAGUAUUUCCGUCUUCACCAAUUGGAGGAUGAGACACGAUUUGUAGAUGAGUUGGAGUUAAAGAAUAAUAAACGUUUCCUCAUAUUGCAGCUGAGAAACCAGCUUGUUCCUGAAUUUCGUAAUCUUAAAGCUAUUCCUCACAGUAAUAAAGACAUACCAGAUGAUAUUUUUCAGAACUAUGAGAAACGAAUCAACGGUGUAGAGGAAGAUGAAAGUAAAGAUGAUUUUAGCGUUCAUCGUGCUACUGUUACGAAAUUCCUUAAUAAGGUUCGCGAGAUGGUCAUUGCUAGAUCUUUGAUUGCUAAACGACAAAGAUGUUUAAGUGACAUGGUUGUCGAAGAGGAAGUCCCAAAUGUUGGUUCCUUAAGAUACCGUAUUGCACAAUUACUGUCUCCAAGAAGACCUCUAAAACCUGUUCGACACGAAAGAAAAACAGUUGGAACUCAGAGUUUAUCCCAGACAAAUGUUCGAAUCCUUGUUAAUGUCGUUCGAGCAUUUGAUAUUCCUGUUAGAAUAUCACGUCCUCAGACAGCAAGCUCAGAACGGCCGAUGGAAACAAGUGAAGGUUUAUCUUCAAUGUUUAUUUUCUCCGAUGUUCACGGAGAAGUUCGACCACAAAAUAGACGAACAGGAACUAGACUCAACUCAUUGAAUGAGCCUAUGGUGCAACCUUUUGUCGAGGUUUUCUUUCAAGGAAAUUUUGUUCGAACGUCUGUGGCUCACGGUCCUAAUCCUUGUUGGAAUGAAGAGUUGACAUUGCCUUUCAGACCUCCAAAUGAUGAUUACUCCCCGUCAAGUCUUCAGUCCGUGAAUGACGUCAUAUAUUUGAACAUUUUUGAUCAAGUUGUUGUUGACAUUAAUCAGGUGGAACAGCAACAUACCACAAAUAUUCAUCAACGUCUCGAAAGACAUUGGUUAGGCAGUGUUGAACUGCCAUUUUCCACUGUUUAUUUCAAUACAAAGGUUGAUGGUACAUUUCGCAUAAACAUGCCAGCUGUAUUAUUGGGUUACCAACACAACCCUAAACAAACUUACGGUGAAUCUGAUAUUGGCAUUGCUUCACAUAAUCAGGCUUUUCUCACUCUUUUUGUAACCAUUGAGCCUCCAUUACAGCCUUCACGACCACUUGUUGAAAAGUUUGAAACUUCAGAAGACGAGAGAUUGAUAGAUACUGCUUUUUUGUGGAUGGAAGAUUUGAAAAAGAAGUUUCCUAAACGUGAAUAUAAGGUGCUUGCUACUGACCUUAAUGGUAAAAAAGUGUUUUUAACAAGAUAUAUUUGCGAUCAAAUUCCACCUUCAGAUUUUGGUUUUGAUCCUACAAAUCCUUCUCCAAAUUCCAUGGAUAUUAUAUGUCGUUAUGUCUCCUUGAUUCCGUAUAUCUCGGAUUCUGUCGCCUUUCCUGAUCUCUGUGAUUUAUGGAGUACGUCCGAUCAAUUUUUACAAAUGCUCGGUGGAGAUGAAGAGGAGCACGCCGUGUUGUUGUGUAACUAUUUAUGGCUUGGCAGAAGGGCCUGGCUUGUUAUUGGCACUGGUAUUCCCGAAGGUUCAACUGCUUAUGUUCUUUCAUACCAUCAAGGCGUAUACCAACUUUGGAAUGCCCACACGGGUGAGAAAUUCUCCGUUACUGAUGUGUACUGUCCAUUGCAAAACAUCGCUUGUUUGAUAAACAAUGAAAAUAUUUGGGCUAAUGUCCAAUUAUCCGGUCAACCAUGUAGAAUCUCCUUUGAUCUCUCUCAAUCUAAACUGUGGAAACCGUUUUUCACAAAAAAAUACCCAAAUCCUGGGUUAAGCAGUGUACAGAGAGAACGUUUACAAUAUGUCACAACAGAUCCACAAUAUGUUUUUGAAUUACAAGAGAAGAUAGAACAUCUUCUACGAGAUAAGAUAAUGGAGUGGAGAUCUCACUUUGUGACGCGAUGGAACAGAUAUUGUUCACAAUCAUUUCGGGAUCUUUUAGUUAAUAUGGAACAUACGUAUCGUCAGCGGACAAUUCAUGAUCAUAAAGCAGAAUUGAAUCAAGUUCUGUCUUCUUAUAAGCUUUCUGGUUUUCCUCUCCACAUGGCCUUCACAGAUAUCAAUCCAGUAAUCAACAUAGUUCACAGUACGGGCGUUCAUCUCACUGAGGAUCCAAAUGUCGAAUUUGCGUUGGCCGUUCACAUACAUCCUUAUCCAGGCAACGUGCUUUCGUUGUGGAUAUACGUUGCUACGUUGACGAGGAAGAUUCGUUAUUAUUGAUGUAUUCUGAGCUUAGUGGCAUAUAAUUAACUGGAAUGAUAAUGAAACACAGCUCCGGUACAGGCCCUUAUUCUUUCCCUCUCAUGGCCCCCCCUUCAGACUAUUUCCUAAGCAUUUCAUCCAAAAGUUUACAGGAAGCUAAAAAAUAUUUGAAAUUUUUUGCGAUUCAUGCAACAUAGCGACAUUUAUUGAACAAAACGAUUAUUCUACAAAUUUAAUAUCUUGAAAAUGAAAAGAGAUACUCUCGAAUUAUACUAAAAAGUCUCCUAUCAUUUUAGAGUUCUGUUUAAUGAAACUAGAAUUUACAAAACAAAAUUUUCUCUUCUUAAGUACUUUCACUUGAUCAACAAACCCCAAUCAUGGUCCUGACUCAUGACAAUUAUCAAUUAUGAAAUUAAAAAGCAGAAAACUGAAGCAAACGACAAGCAGCAGAGCAACAUGAGUUGAUUUUGAAUCGAUUGCAGAGUUGUUCAUGUUGCAAUGAUCAGUUUGACAACAAGUGAGAAGGCAAUCUUUACUAUUAUUGGUGGACUUUUUCCAAUCAUUGCACGCUUUGUUUACAUCUUGGCAUUCAUUUAUCUUGCCACAACCCAUCGAAAUAAUGGAAACAUCAUUUUGUAAUAUUUUUACGGAUUUCUGACAGUAUUCGCAUGGUAUGGUUUCUUUGCCACAUUUCUGAUGUUCUUUUGGUUGAGUGCUGUUGUAGUCACAUGAAUGACACGUGACAGUGUGAUGGUCACCAGACACAGUAGAAACUGCAAAUAAAUUGUGUAGUCACAUGAAUGACACGUGACAGUGUGAUAGUCACCAGACACUGUAGAAACUGCAAAUAAAUUGUGUAGUCACAUGAAUGACACGUGACAGUGUGAUAGUCACCAGACACUGUAGAAACAGCAAAUAAAUUGUUGUGUUUUGUUGUUUUGGGAAAUGUAUAAUUAAAACUCUUAUACAUGCAAAGUCAUCAAUCAUGAAAUAUCUUUUGAUAAAGUUUGAUUGAAUCUGUAUUUUCACCUGAUGUAGAAUUUAUUAGAAUAUACAUUCAUAAUCCUACUUCACUAUUUUAUGUAAUAAAUAUUUACCAGCGACA